AUGUACCUCGACCUCGACUUGAACGAAACCCUCGGUCCCGCAUUGAUAGGGACAAUCUUCGCUCUCAUGCACGUUAUCUCUUCGAUGGUCGCUUCAAAAGUACUCAGGGAUGUUCAUAGGCUGUUCGGCUUGAGUUGUGCUCAAGUAAUGUAUUACGUCUGCGAAUAUCCAAAGGAUAAGUUGCUGCUAAAAGGGCUGGUGACUGGUUGUAGGCUUCUCGAUACAGGCGCGACCAUCGUUGACACAGUAAUUGUUUGGCAUUAUACGGUCACAAGCCGAAACAAUGUGUUUGACCUUGCAAAGUUAUUCAAUUAUUAUAUCUAUACAAUCUGGAUCUUCUAUCAGUUCUUGGUUACGGUGGGCUCCCCCUUUUACGGAAAACGUCUUGUCCAGAAGCUCACUAUCUACGCGGUGAAUAGAGGCGGCUUGAUUACUGUCGUACAGACCACACAAUUCAUUACGGGUCAAGUCCAUCGCACUGCAGAAGAAUUCACUCUAUUGGGUAAUUUUUCACCUUCCUGGCAGCAAGAGUGCCGAUGGGUCGAUGUAGUUUAUUUCAAUUCUUUCUUGGCUGUGCAAGUAUUCUCCCAACUGCAUAGAAGGAGUAUCUGA
Postia placenta MAD-698-R-SB12 is the source of this 612-nucleotide messenger RNA. RefSeq lists its product as hypothetical. The transcript has 8 exons. NCBI's taxonomy places the organism in Eukaryota, Fungi, Basidiomycota, Agaricomycetes, Polyporales, Adustoporiaceae. The record is from RefSeq and is a predicted model, not a curated record. Bases 1 to 612 code for a protein of 203 amino acids.